Messenger RNA from Hevea brasiliensis (rubber tree), 1744 nucleotides. RefSeq names its product protein RICE SALT SENSITIVE 3. Bases 272 to 1534 code for a protein of 420 amino acids. The record is from RefSeq and is a predicted model, not a curated record. NCBI's taxonomy places the organism in Eukaryota, Viridiplantae, Streptophyta, Magnoliopsida, Malpighiales, Euphorbiaceae. The transcript is spliced from 7 exons.
GCAACUGGUUUAGACUUUGAAUUAGAAUAGAAAGAAAGAAGCGGUGGCAGUGUGAAUUGUGAUUCAAAGGCUUAAGAGAGAGAGAGAGAGAGAGAGAGAGAGAGAAAGAAGGAAAGAAAGAAAGAACUUCACAAAAGGGGUUUCUGCGGCUAACUGUGAACUGUGAAGUGAAGUUUUAAGGGCUGAAAAAAUAUAUAUAUAAAGAAAAGAAUAUACAGAUAAUAUAUACAUAUAGAGAGACCCAGAGAGAGACUUUUGGAGAGAGAGAGAGAUGGUGGGCUCAGGAGGAGCAGAUAGGAGCAAGGAAGCUGUUGGGAUGAUGGCCCUUCAUGAGGCCCUCAGAAGCGUCUGUCUCAACUCAGACUGGACUUACUCAGUCUUCUGGACUAUCCGUCCUCGCCCAAGAGUCAGAGGUGGUAAUGGUUGCAAGGUUGGAGACGAUAAUGGGAGCUUGAUGCUGAUGUGGGAAGAUGGGUUUUGUCGAGGAAGAGUAGGAGAUUGUCUGGAAGAGAUUGAUGGAGAAGAUCCUGUCAGGAAAGCUUUCAGCAAAAUGUCUAUCCAGUUAUAUAAUUAUGGAGAAGGGCUAAUGGGAAAGGUUGCUUCAGAUAAGUGUCAUAAAUGGGUAUUCAAAGAACCUUCUGAAUGUGAACCAAAUAUCUCCAACUACUGGCAGAGUUCUUUUGAUGCUCUUCCUCCAGAAUGGACUGAUCAGUUUGAGUCUGGCAUUCAGACUAUUGCUGUCAUUCAAGCUGGUCAUGGACUUCUACAACUGGGGUCCUGCAAGAUUAUACCUGAAGACCUUCAUUUUGUGCUGAGAAUGAGGCAUGCCUUUGAAUCUUUGGGUUACCAAUCUGGUUUCUACCUUUCCCAGCUCUUUUCUUCAACCCGAAAUACUUCCUCUUCAUCUUCAAUUCCCUCUAAGCAAUCUCCCAUUCCAACCCGCCCACCUUCGCCUCUCUUCAACUGGGGUCAAAGGCCACUCCCAACUGCAGCUUCUAUGCUUUCUUCGCCAAAUUUUCAAAACCCAGCAGCUAGACUUGGAUUUCCACAAUCAAAAGAUGAGCCCCAUAUGUUCAUCCUUCCUCAUUCAGCAGAAACCCGAAUGGAAGAAAUGAUGGGAGAGCACGAAAAUGACAUUAAAUGGCCUAAUGGGCUGUCUUUCUUCAAUGCUUUAACUGGACGCACCGAUGAUGCCAAGUUUUUGUUCAACCCUGAGAGCUUGGGGAACAAAGCAGACCAAAAUCACCACCCUCUCAUCCUUGAAGGAAAGAAUCCGAAUCCCAAUCCAGAUGGUUCAAAUAUGCAUAGUGCAGGCAGUACAAAUCCCAAUGAGUUCUUGAGCUUGGAUAGCCAUCCAGAUAGUGCAAGAAAAAUAGAAAACAAAUUCAAAAGGAGCUUUACUUUACCUGCAAGAGUGGCCACAUCAUCUUCUUCAACUUCAGUUGAUCACCAUCAGCAACAAGCUGUUGAGUACAGAAAUUCUGAUGCAGGGACUGGGAUGUAUUCAGAUGUCAUGGAGACAUUCUUAGAGUGAAAUCUACAGAAGGCCUGUAUUAGAGGGAGAAAGGGUGAGGAAGUUGUAUCUAGGAAAAAGCUUCUGUUCACUUUUGCUACUGGGAUUCUUGUGUUUGUUUUCAUGUUCUUUCACUAGUACUUGUGUUACCUUUAAUCAGUUUACUGAACUUUCUGAUCAUUUGUUGUAGUUGGUCCUAACAUAAGUUUUCCUCACAAAUUUUCUUUGAAA